CCCUUUCCGCUGACAAACAAAAUAUUAUCAGACUGAGCUAACUCACGUUUAACACAGUCACUCUAGAGGCUAGAGUAUCUUGUUCUAACAGCACUUUGGCGAAUUAAUCUACUUCUAGUGUACUAAAAUUUUGUUUGCGAUCAGUGAGGAUUUAGAACCUACAGUUUGCCCGAAAUUAUUAUUAAUGUUCGAAGAGAAACAAACGUGGUCGUGUUAGCUCGCUAGCUAACAUUAGCAGUGAUGGCAGAGCCCGCUCCACCGAUGUCAGUGCCUGUGCAAAGUCGAAAGCAACAUCGAGCUGCAAAGAGGAAGGAGAAAAGAAAACGGAAACGUCAAGCUGUUGCCCAAGCCAGUGAAUGUGGAUUAAAAAAUGGAGGAAGCUCUACACCUGAAGAAGGACUUGGUGAUGGAGAUGAGGAGAAUGAUUUGGCUGAGGAGGAAAGACUGCGGCUACAUGACGAGUGGCUGGAAAGGGAGAGGAUUGCUCAGGAGGAGUUCAGGCUGAAGUUUGAGAAGGAGGAGGCUGCAAGGAAGAGAAAAGAGGACGAGGAGCGGUUGAUAAAGGAGGAAUGGGAGGCUCAGCAGAGGAGAGAGCAAGAAGAAAAAGAGCAGAAACAGCAGGAGAAACGAGACAAAGAGGAGGCUGUUCAGAAAAUGUUGGACGAAGCUGAAACUCAGCUUGAAGAAGGCCGACCAUGGAUGAAUCCUGAGGCUCCAGUGAAGGAAAAAACUGAAAACUUUGGAACGGAGCGCGACGUAGCCAACUGUCCGUUCUUCCUCAAGACUGGAGCGUGUCGAUUUGGAGACAGAUGUUCUCGGAAGCACGUGUAUCCCACAGCCAGCCCAACCCUGAUGAUCCGCGGCAUGUUUACAACGUUCGGCUUGGAGGAGUCGUGCCGUGACGAUUAUGACAUCGAUGCCUAUUUGGAGCACAGCGAGGAAGACCUGCACGAGUCUUUCCUCGAGUUCUACCAAGAUGUCCUGCCAGAGUUUAGGAGUGUCGGCAAGGUGAUUCAGUUCAAGGUCAGCUGUAAUCAUGAGCCACACCUGAGAGGAAAUGUUUACGUUCAGUUUGACACAGAGGAGCAGUGUAAAGACGCUUUCAUCAGAUUUAAUGGGAGGUGGUACGCAGGCCGGCAGCUUCACUGUGAGAUAUGUCCUGUCACACGAUGGAAGAAUGCUAUAUGUGGGUUGUUUGACAGACGGACGUGCCCCAAAGGGAAGCACUGCAACUUCCUUCACGUGUUCCGAAACCCUGACAAUGAAUUCCGGGACGCUGACCGGGACCUACACUUGUCACCGGACCGCAGCGUCAGGGGAAGUCGCAGAGACGGAGCGUUCUCGGAGCGAUACGGAGACCGAUCGUGGAGACAGCGUCACAGCAGCAGAAGCCCACCGGGAUCAGAGAGAUCUCACAGCAGACGAGAGGAUGACCGGAGGAGGAGCAGGAGUCGAGAGAGGAGAGGCUCUCUCUGGGAGAGGGAGGAGAGAUGGUCGUCUAGAUCCAGACACAGUGACAGGAGGAAAGACAGGAACCUGGGCAGAGACAGAGUGCGGAGCAGGAGUCGAGACAGAUUGCGGAGCAGGAGUCGAGACAGAGAGCGGAGCAGGAGUCGAGACAGAGAGCGGAGCAGGAGUCGAGACAGAGAGCAGAGGCACAGGAGUAGAGACAAAGACAGGGAGUCCAAGUGUAGUGACGAUCGAGACAGAGAUGAAGUUGAUCGCAGAGAAUCGAGAAAACGGUCAAGGAGCACAAGUACAGAGAGGGAAAAUAGACAAGAGAAAAGUAAAGAAUUAAGCCCCAAAAUACCAGAGAAAAGCAGCAAACACUCCCGCCACAAACGUUCGAAAAAGAAUAAGAAAAAGAGCAAGAAGAAGCAUAAGAAGAAAAACCAUCUGUCGGAAGCAUCCGCUUCAUCAGGAGAAUCAGACAAGGAGUCAGAGGAAGAGACCAAGAAUUGUCCUCCCAGUGGACAGACAAACGAAACAGAGCUUAUCGCUAAGAACGGUGAUGUAGAUGUGAACGUUGAUACAGAUUCAGUCCCGACUGAACAACCGAUAACUAAAAUACUAACAAGUCAGCCAGAAACUGCGACAUAGUGUUAAUGCACAUAUGAAUAUUUUGCUUUGAAAUCUGUGGCACCACGAUUGUUGUUCCCCAAGAGUAAAAACAAAAAAAGCAAAGAAAA
Molecule: messenger RNA, 2189 nt
Organism: Solea senegalensis (Senegalese sole)
Lineage: Eukaryota; Metazoa; Chordata; Actinopteri; Pleuronectiformes; Soleidae
Gene: zrsr2
Product: zinc finger (CCCH type), RNA-binding motif and serine/arginine rich 2
Exons: 11
Coding region: 241-2100 (619 amino acids)
Biological process (GO): mRNA splicing, via spliceosome
Cellular component (GO): spliceosomal complex; U2AF complex
Molecular function (GO): pre-mRNA 3'-splice site binding; metal ion binding
Source: RefSeq, a predicted model, not a curated record